AUGAAUAAUAAAUUUUCUCUCCUUAAUGGAAUAAUUUGUCUUCAGAAAGUAGUUUCACCUGCGAACAUUGUAGCCAACCGCUUUUAUGGUGUCCCAAUAUGGAUAUGCAAAAGUGGAGAGAGAGCUUUCGGGACGUAUGGCGCAGUGACCAGGAGGAGGCAAAAGCAGAGGGAGAGAUUCUACGAGGAAAAGUACAGACAUAACCCUAACCACGUGCCCAAAUUUUCCAAGGUCAAGAAGGGCAGCUGGGGCGGCUGGAUAUAUAACCCACUCAAGCAAGUGACCAAGAAUAAUGGCUCGAAUUUUAUGUAUGAACAAAAAGUAGAGGAGGAAGUCAGUACAGAAGAAAGGGAAUGCAUAAACCGUCUUAUACAAAUUCGUAAGGAGGUUACCAAGGUGGGGGAGCCUCACCCCUACAGUGAUGGGAAGAAUGACGAAGACGGAUGCGAGAUGUUCCCACCAAAUGUAAACCUCUUCUCUAUAUGUGACAACUUUAUCGACAAAAAGAAAGAAAUAAUUAACAAAAUUGAAAAUCCACAGUAUUUUGUCGACACGCAUAUAAAGCAGCUAACGAACGAGUACACCAAUAUAAACCGCCUCCAUGAAAGUUGCACUGAGAACGGCUAUGCAAAGAUUCCAGGGUAUUUGAAAGAUGUCCGCAGGAAGAGGAGGAAUAUCUCGGGUGGGGCUCUCUGGGGCAACUGCAAGGUUGUGCGAGAUGAGGCGUGCGUAGAUAGGGAGGGUACCACCAAUCGGAUGGAAAUACCCCAAGAGGAGGGGGCGAUCGUGCACCCCCCUCAACGAUAUACAUGCGGCGAAAUGUGCCAAAAGAGGGCAUCCGGCAGAGAGAGCCCCUUUCCAAUGGAGGAACCCGAAACGUAUAGGCGCAUCCGGAAAGGCAUGGAAAGCAAUGGAAUGGAAGGCGGAGAUGAAGAAAUGGAUAAAGAAGUGGAUAAAGAGGUGAAUAAAGAGAUGGAUAAAGGAGUGGAUCAAAAAGUGGCUAAAGAAGUGAAUAAAGAAGUGGAACCACUCCUGGAGUACAACCUCACACACUUCGCAAGUGACAUAACUGAAGAGGGUGUACUUCAAAAGCGCCAAGAUGAGCAAAUUCUAAAAAAGCUUUACAUCGAAGACAUUUUAAAUUACGCAGAUGAAGGAGAAGAGAUCGACAUAAGUUGCCUAGACGUAUUCACCACGUUAAGCACAGCUGAUAGGAAUAUAAAACUGGGAUCUCUUUUUAGCAGCCAGGGAGCUUCAUUCAUUCUUUAUAAUAACUGCAUUAUUGCGUCCAAGUUCUCUAAGGGUACUCUGCAGGAAUAUUUCCACACAAGAAAUGCUUGCAGCUUAUUUGAUAAAUCGUACCAACUAAUAAUAAAGUUCACCGGGAGAGAUUGCAUUUACUUAUGUAACCAGUUCCUAUCUAGUGACCUUAAUGACAUGAACAGCAACGACGUCUGCUACGCCUGUGUGUUGGAUAACAAAGCAUACAUACUAGACACGGCUUACGUACUAAAGGGAGAAAACGAAGUCGUGCUUAUCUCGUCAGGAUACUAUAAGAAGGGCCUUUAUGAAUUCUUAAGUGACUACAUUUUAUUUUGCAGAGACAGCGGAAUGGAUGUCCACAUACAAGUCGAGACAAACAAGAGGGUGCUGUCCUUGCAGGGGCCGCUAAGCAACCUGGUCCUCAAUGAUGUGCUGGAUUAUUUUAACUGGGGAAAUGCAUCCCAAGGGAAGAAAGGGGCGAAGUUCCUAAAAAAUGUAAUAAAAGAGGACACGGAAAAAUGUCAACAUUAUGGGCUACACUUCCAACGAGAAGAAAAAGAAAAGGAUAAUUUUUUUAACAUCCCGUACAUGAGUUUUAAAAAGUUGAACGUGGUGAAAAAUGCAAAGGAGGCGAUAAAUGUGAGGGGGGAAGUAGCCCCCCCUGAUGCGAUGAACCAGUACGAAAUUCUCUGCAUUCGAUGUGGAGACACAGGAGAAGAUGGAUUCGAAUUCGUUGUAGAUAAUAGCAUAAGUGAUUACUACGUUGAAUUAUUUUUAAGCCAUGUGAAGGUAAAAUUGGCGGGAGCAUAUGCCUUGAAUAUGUUGAGAAUGGAGGCAGGGAUUCCACUUUACGGCAUCGACAUUUUUAAAAACACAACCCCCAUUACUGCAUCCCUUGCUUGGACAUUAAAAUAUAAAAAGAUUAAAGAGAGAAACAUUUUUGGGUACCAAAAUCUGCUGAAGGAAUUCAGCAUGAAGUCAAAGUUUCUACGCAUUGGCAUAGUAUCUAAGGAAUUAAUUUUUAAGACGUGCAAAAUAUUGUCCUAUCCGUAUAGGGAACCCAUUGGCUAUGUAACCUCCUGCACAUGGAGCCCCGUUUAUGAAAAGCGAAUUGCUCAGGGGUAUAUCAAAAGGGAGUUUGCCAAAAAUAAUGAAAAGGUUCUCAUAUCUAUACCUACCGACAUCCCGCAAGAAUUUUCAAAGAAAAAAAAAUAUAAAAUACUAAGAAGCAGAUCGGCUCACAAGUUUGCGCUCGCCCACGUGUGUGCCUUUCCGUUUGUGAGACAUAAGUAUUAA
Molecule: messenger RNA, 2559 nt
Organism: Plasmodium inui San Antonio 1
Lineage: Eukaryota; Apicomplexa; Aconoidasida; Haemosporida; Plasmodiidae
Exons: 1
Coding region: 1-2559 (852 amino acids)
Cellular component (GO): mitochondrion
Molecular function (GO): protein binding
Source: RefSeq, a predicted model, not a curated record